This is a messenger RNA of Trichomonas vaginalis G3, 7293 nucleotides long. Its product is annotated as aggrephagy protein. Bases 1 to 7293 code for a protein of 2430 amino acids. The transcript has a single exon. Lineage: Eukaryota; Parabasalia; Trichomonadida; Trichomonadidae. The record is from RefSeq and is a predicted model, not a curated record. Gene Ontology annotation, molecular function: protein binding.
AUGCUGAAGAAUAGUGACAAUCGGAGCGGAAGUGAGAAAAUUGAUGACUUUACAAACUUCUUCUAUUCGACAUAUACAAGUGAUUUACCCACGAUUCCAAAAGAAUAUUUGGAUAAUAUGCCAGAAAAUGUUAAAUCCAAAUAUUCUAAACAAGAUACAAGGAGUUUUUCGAACAAAUCUGAUUUUAUAGAUUCGCUUGGACUAUCAGAUGAUAUUGAUAAAAAAGAACUUGAGUUAUUCUUAGAUUUUUCCGAAAAAAUUAAAGAAAAAAACGUAUUCAAUUUACUGAAUAGAAUAAUUCUCAGGGUUGACAGAAAUAUCCUAAGUAUUCUUAGUUCCGACAAUGGAAAACUCGUUUUUGCUGAUUAUCCUAUAUUUACAAAAUAUUUUCAAUACAUAUCAGAAUGCAACCAGAAAAAUAUCAAAUCUAGCAUAAACGAUGCCCUCUUAUUCGUACACAGCAUUCUCCAAUUCUUAAUUCCAAGAAUGGAAAAUAAAAUUUUACAAUCUUACAUUAUUUCUAUUCUUAAAACUCUUUAUCAAUUAUACAACAAAAGCGAUUUUGAUUACAAGAGCAAUCCUAUAUUUACAAACGCAUUUGAUUUUAUUGAUAAAUAUUUUACGAUCGAUAGCAAAAAUCUCAGUGAAGACUUUAUUAUUCAGCUCAUAGAUGUACUAGAUCAAUCAAAAGGAAGCCGUACUAUCGAUCAAAAUGCUCUAAUUUCAAUUGAAAUUAUUAGAUUCUUUUCUACCGAUACAGAAGUUCUUCCAAUGUCAGGAAUCAACAUUAUGUUCAUCAAAUUCGCAUUGGAACAAAUCAUCAAGUUCCCAGUUCCUCCAAAAAUCGUUUUUGAAAAAGAGUUUAUUUUGACAGUUGUAAAUAUUAUGAAACACUUCCUUCCAACAGUCGAAAUGGAUGCCAAAUAUGAUUCUCCAGUUACUAAUUAUUCAAUUGAAGACAUUGAUGAAACUCAUUUCGAUAAAAAAUUUGAAAAUUAUCAUUCAGAUUUAGGAUCCAAUUAUUCAUUACCAAAACAAGUAGAAUUCAACAUUAAUCCACUUCUGAAUGAUUUGGUCAAUCCUAUUAUCAAUUAUAUUAAAAAAUUUGAAGAAUCUCAACGAAAUGUUGAAAAAACAACUCAACAAAAGAAAUUAGUACCUUUCAACAUGUUCAUUGACCAAUUUGAUACAGAUAUAGAUAUAAACAAUGUCAUUUUAUUGAUUGUUUAUAUGCUUGACAAAUCGAAAAACGAAGGAAACUUAUUUAUUUAUUCUUAUGGAUUCUGGGAUUUGAUAAAUCCAAAAGUUUUUGGCGAAACAUAUUCAAGUACAGUGAGAAAUGCUGUUCUUAGGUUAUCAAUCAGCAUGUUCUUCAAUCCUUCAUCGAAAGUUCCUGAAUCAAUUUUGCAAAUAAUAUCUAUUGAAAACUUUUUCCACUUUUGGCCACUUUUCAAAGAACUUGAAUCAAUAAAAGGCAGCCAAGAGUUCAUUAAAAGUCUUGUUUUCAAUGGAUUAUUUGCAAAACUCGCUGACUUUGCAAUAGAUAACAUGUUUAUCUAUGAUUAUCUCAGAUAUUUCAUUUACAAAUUUCCAAAGAUUUGUUUUUCAGAGAAUUUAGUCAAAUCAAGGAUGUUGACACACAGUCAAACAUUCAUUAAACUUGUUAAGGCAGCAACAAGAGAACAAGAAAUUUGUCUUAAAUUGAAAGACAUUUUAUAUGACUCUCUUAAAUGUAAAAAGGAUGAAAUAACUGCAGCAAUUAUGGGAAUUAUUGGAACUUAUUCAAAUUUGGACUUUAACAUUGAUUUGAAUGAUUUAAUGACUAUAUUAGUUCAAGAAGUCAAAAAGAAAAACUUGUAUUUGGAGUUUAUUAAUCUUUUGGCUAAUUUGGCUUAUAUCAGUUCAAAAUAUCGAAAUCAAUUGUUUGAAAUGGAUGAAAAAACUUUUGACAUUCUUGUUGACUGUGAUUAUGACUUAGAUUUAACAUUACCUUUAAUUCAUUGCAGCAUUGGAGAUAUAGAUCAAGAUAUUAAAUCAGAAGAUUUCUAUUCUAAUCCUAUAGUUUUCAAAACAGCUAUUGCAAUAUUAAUAAGAAGAUGCAAAUAUACUAAAAUGAAUUUGGAAGUGACAAAAGAACUUAAUAAACUUUCAACAGUUCCUUCGAAUGCAGAAAAAAUCUUAUUAGCAAAUGCUUAUGAUUUCACUCUUGAAAACAUGAAAAAUACUACUGAUAAAGAAGAAUUUAAAGUAUAUUUGAAAUUGUUUGAACUCUUAAGCAUGUCGCAAUUCACUCCAUCAAUGUAUCAGAAGUUAAUAAAGACAAUUGAAGCCAAACAUUAUUUAUUUGCAAACUUGGUUUUCGAAGUGAUUUAUAAAUUAAUUAUUGAAAGUAAAUUAACUCGUGAAUGGUCAUUUGUUUUCUCAGAAAAUGGUUCACAACUUGUAGAUGAAAAUGUCCAAAUCAAGCAAGAUACAACAAUUGCUUUUUCAAUAAGUAACAUGAAGAUUGAUUCCAAACACACUUAUCCUUUGUUUUUGAUGAAAAAUGAUAAAACAGAGAUCAAAAUGAGUUUCGCAAUCAAAGAGAAUUGUUCUUACAUGUAUAUUGAUUAUGAUCAAUCUGUUAAGAACAUAUUGAAGUUCGAAAGAACUUAUUUCGAUCCAAACUUCAUAUCCAAUGUUUUAAUUAUUUUCAAUUUACCAAAGAUAACAAUAAACAUCAACAAAAGUCAAAAAACAAUUAAUAUUCUUGAGCCAAAGGAUGAAGAAAACGAAUCACAAGAAGAAAAACCAGCAAAACCACGUGAAAAAACAAAAUCACCGAAGAAACAAGAAUUCCAAGAUGCUGAUUAUACAAUAUCAUUUGCAAGUUUCUUGAAUAAUUCUAUCUUGGAUUGUUCAAUUUCAGAUAUUUCACUUUUCCAUGAAAUAAUCAAUGUAGUUCCUGAAGAUCCACUUCUUAUGGCUGAAAGAUCGACUCUCUACAGGAAAUAUUCUCCUCGUUGUGUUGUUGGAGAUAAAAUCGAGUUUAUUGAUCAAAAAGACAACAAAAAGACAGCAAAAUUUAAUGGAAUUAUUUCAUUCGGAAGAAGCACUAUAUUUAGAGUUUUGAAUAAUGCUGAUUACUUGUAUUCAUUAGUACCUGUUGUACAGAAUUAUUGUGAUAGAGAUGACUCAACAAAUCUAGAAUCAGAUCAAAAUGAUUCAAUUGCUGUUAUUUUGUUGAGAAUUUUCAAGAUAAUGUUGGAUUCUGAUGAUGCUUUAUGCACAAGUUUCUAUAGAAAUGAUUAUUUCAAGUAUUUCGCCAGUUUCUUAUCGAAACUUAAAUCGGAAUUUGUUGAUACAAACUUCCUUACAAGAGCAGUUGAUUUAAUGGAUACGAAACUCAGUGAUAAAAUUGCUGUUGCUUUCUUCUUGAAUAUUGAUUUCGCAAAGAAUAUUUCUAGAGUUCCGAAAUUCAUUGAAAAUUAUGCAAUGAAAUGUUACCAAUUCCAUAAAACCUCUUUCUUUAAUAGAGAAGCUUUAGUUAUUUAUUAUGGUGGUGUUUUGGAAAUGCCAUCACAAACAACUAAUAACAAAAUUAAUUUGGAUGGAAGACAAGAAUUCUUGAAUUUCGCUUUGCAAAUCAUUUCUGAUGAAGAAUUCAAAGCAGACAAAUCUUUCUUAAUUACUUAUCCAAUGUGGAAUGAUAAGAAAGGUUUCGAAGAAGCAGUUAAGCUGAUUAAGGAAAUCAAUAUCUUCAAGGACAUUGAAUCAUCGAUUUCUAACAUUUUCCUUCCUUGGAUUUACAUGUUAAAUCUUCCAGAUUUACACAUUUUUGCUUUAGAUAAAUUCAUUGAAUAUUUCAAUAAAUAUUCCAAAGACGAAAAGAAGAAAUCAGAGCUUGUUAAAUUGUCAAUUAUUGCUUCAUUGAAUUUCAAUUCCAUUCUUGAUAAAGAAGAAGAUAUCAAUAAAUACAGAGAAAUCUUCAUCCAAUCUUCAAUUACAAUUCCAUUGCUUCUAAAAAUUUUGUCAUUUACAAUUGAUAAAGAAAGAGCAAUGAAAUGGUUGAUUGAACAACUUCGAAAGGAAAAUAUCAGUCAGAACUUCAUUGAAUGCAUGAAUUGGCAAUACUUCUUAUUAGAUUUCAUGUGUAAGAUCAACAAAAUUAAUACAGAACCUUUCAUUUUGAUUUUGCAAAGAAAUCCAAGUCAUAUAACAACUCUCUUCAGAUUGAUCGAAUCAUUUUACAUAAAUCAUAAAUCAUUAAUUAAUUGGGAAAAGUUGGAAACAGAUAUCCUUCUAAAUCUUCCAAAGGAUUGUUUCAAAGGUCAUCUUAAUGAAAUUCUUUCUUUACUUGUUCCUUUAAUUAUGCAUGAUUUUGAAAUUGUUUCCAACAAAAAUGUUGAAUCUUUUCCACUUGGAAAUUUGAGAGAAUGCAUGGACUAUUUAAUCAAACUUCCAGCAGCUGUUGUUAAAACAGAUAGAGAGGAAACAUCAAAAGAUAAAACACUCCUCCAAUUCACUUUGGAUCUUUUGGAUUAUUAUGAUGGAAAAAGCGUUACAAUUUAUGAAGUUAAAUUUGACAUGAUUUUGUUAUUUAUUGAUUUGUUAUAUGAAUAUUCAAAGUUUGGUGAUGAUAUUGAAGAAUACUUUAACAAGAUCAUCAAUUGGUUAUCUCAUAAUCCGAUGAAUGUCCAAUUACUUGGAAUUUCCAAUAUCAAAGAAUUUUAUCAUGAAUUGCCGCCAAGAUUAGAAAAAUAUUACAGAAAAGAUAUCGAACCAUGCAGAUAUUUCUAUGAUAGAUUAGACAAUGACAAGUUCAGUUAUGGAUUCUUCAAAGCAGUUGAAAGACAAAGAUCAGAUAUUUUCAGGAGUUUCGAAUUAUUAUUAAACAAAGAUCAUAUAAGAAUUACUUAUAAAGAUGAUCUUCUCAAAUCAUGUAUGAAACAUUCCUAUGAUCAUUAUUACAAUGAUUACUUGGUUUCUACUAAAUACAGAUCAGAAGAGUUCCAUAAUGCAAAUCUCAAAGAUCUUGAGAAUUAUUUCAAAACAAAUGGAACACUUUUAUUCGAAAGCAAAGAUGAUUUCAAACCAACAUUUGUUGUUUCUAGUUUCAUCAACAGAAAAGGUGGAAGAUCAUUGAUGGAACCAAGAUCUCGUAUAAAUGAUAUAACUCAUUUUUACCAAAAUGAUGAGUUCGAAUUUCCAAAAGAAUAUGUUAAAACAUCAGCUGGUUUCACUAAUAAUUGUAUCGCAGUAACAAUUGAAGGAUAUUAUCAAGGAAAAAUCUCUGUAGAAACAGAUACAAAAUACAUCAAGUUCAAUGGUUCAACUAAAACAAAUUGUCACUUUUAUUUUGAUUUGAACAUCAAUGAAAUCGAAUUUAUUUUCAACAGAAUUUGUUUCGGAAGAGAUGUUGCUUGUGAAAUAUAUUCUUCGUUCAAACCACCUUUGUAUUUAAUUUUACCUUGUGAAGCACAAAGAGAUACUUUUAUUUCGUUUGUUGCAGCCAUUUAUGAUAAAGAUAAUGAGAGAAUUCCUCGUGUCGAAGGCAAAUUCGAUCUAUUUACAGAGCUUAGAAAAGCUGUAGGCGGAAAUAUCUAUAAUCCAAAUAAAGAUUUCACAAAAAUUGCUCAGACAAUCAAUCUCCAAUCGAGAUGGGCGAGUAGAGAAAUAUCUACUUUUACUUAUAUCUCUUACUUGAGUAUUUUGGGAGGAAGAUCAUAUAAUAACACAAUGGAAUAUCCUUUCUUCCCAUUUAUUUUCCAAAAUUAUAAAGACAGAGAUUUAAGAGAUUUGACAAAAACAACGUCUCUCGAAACACAAAGGCAAAGCAAUAUUGACACUGCUGAAAACAUAGGAUUUUCUAAAGGCUGCAGUUCCGGACUCUCCGUUAUCUUGGAUUUCGUAAGAUGCUAUCCAUUCUACGCACAACAAUAUGAUUAUUCUAGCAAAGGCUAUGAAUACUAUUCAAGAUCUUUCACCAUAUUCAAAUUGGUUGAGGAUUUAGAAUGUCUUCCUGAAUUCUUCUGCUUCCCUUAUAUUUUCGUGGAUACUCUCGGUCUUCCUUUGUUCAAGAACGAAAGAGGAGAAUUAUUACAUGAAGAUGUAAUUCUCCCAGAUUGGGCUAAAACAAAGGAAAAUAUGAGUCUCACAAAUGCAAUGAAAUUUGUUUCACUUCACAGAUAUUAUUUGGAGACAAGAGCGAACGAACACAUCAAUAUUUGGUUUGAUAUUAUGUAUGGAAACAAGAGAGGCAAUCAUACAUACGGAGAGUUCAAUAAUGUUGAUUCUAAGAAGCUAGGAAGAAAUUUUGGUGACUACUUAAAAUAUAUUCCAACUGACAGAGUUUUCGAAAGUAGUCACAUUCAACGUGAAGAUCCACCGAAUGAUGAUGACAUGAAAGAAGAAACUUAUACAUCUAAUAUCAUCUAUUUCAAUAAGAAAGUUGUUAUCACAGAAUCAGGAACAUACAAAUACAAUGAUGCUCCAUUAAAUGUAAUUCUUCAGAACAGAGCAAUUGUUGGAGUUUGGCCUGAUUCAAAUACGGUUCUUUAUUUGAGUGAAAAAUCUAAAUCACAGAGUUUCGUCAUUCUCCAUAGAGUGAAAGAAAAUUCAUUAUCUUUCGUUUGCCACCAGUCUUCCAACAUUACUUGCGCUUGUGUAGCUGGAAGAAGAAUACUUGUAACAGGUGGAUUUUACGGAGAUGUCAACAUCUGGAGUUUGCCAGGAAGAGCUUUAAUCAGAAGCUUUUCGUAUCAUGUUUCUCAAAUUGUCAAAGUUGCAAUGAGCGCUGACUGUGGAUUGAUUGCUUCUCUUGACCAAGAAAACAACUUGGUCUUCUGCACAAUCGAUAGAAAGUUCAUUUGCAAGUUACAGACCGAUGCAGAAAUCGGUUUGUUCGUUUAUAAGUCUGGAAUUGUUUGCGCUGUUGGAAAGAACAAGAUAACGUUUUACAACAGUGUUGGAAAUGUUCUUUCAACAGUUGAAUUGAAGGAAACAAUUGUUCGUGCAAAGAAAUGCGUUUUCUACUCUAGUAUUGAUGCAAUUGCUGUUUCAUAUAGAGUGAAUAACAGCGAUUCAAUCAAAGUGUUUAACGCUGCAGGAGAAGAAUUGACAGCGCUAGCACAAGUAGAUCUCGAAAUAAACAGUUUCUUCGAGUACAACAAGAAAGGAACUAUCUUGACUGUUGCAUCCGGAACAAAGGUCGUUAAGUUCAAAAAGCGGGAUGAUAAUAAGCAGGAUGCUGAUAAGAAGGACGCCAAUAAGAAGGAUGCUGACCUGAUUGUGGAUCUUUCAAUUAAUAAAUAA